AACUUGGGAAACCCCGCAGAAGUUGCUACACUCUCCCUGGCUAUGCUUUCAACUAUGGGUUAUAUUUGCAUGGGCUGGACGGAGGCGUUGCCGAAGCCAUUGGCCACUGGAAUUCUAUGAAGCCCAGGAGUGUUCCGGAGAAGGAGAAGCCCCGUGACCAGAAGGCUUGCAACAUCCGAGCUGUCAAGGCCGGCUUUGUCACAGCACACGAGGGCAACCUGUACCGCAAGGAAAAGGACAUCCGCCUCAGUGAGGAUGAUGAGAGGCGCUUCAAGAAGACACCUCCGAAAGUACCUGUGGACAUGACAUAUGGGAGGCCACCACGGCCCUCCACACCAUUCUUUGAUCUAUUGCAGCACAAAUACAAAGAGAUGUGGAUGGACGAGCAGAGAGCCAUCAUCAAAGCCGAGAAGGCAGAAAAAAAGCAGAAGACACGCAGAGGAAAGACAUAUGACACGCGCACGACGCUGUUCAGGAAAUUCCUGCCUCCGAUGAAGGCAGAUCCUCUUUGGAAAAUGCCCCACUUUCAGAAGAUAUGUCCACACCUCUCCACCUUCCAAGACCAGAAAUCGUACCAGAGGGCUCUGAAGGCCUUCCAGUCAGAAAUCCCUGUGAGGCUUGGGCCCCUGGCGCAGGGCCUUUACACCACCACUGCCUGCUAAGGAUCAUCCAGAGGGAAAAAACAGAGAAUAAAAGCUCCAGCUUCUGCCCAGCCUGGGCAUCCUACUAUACUCUUCCAUUGCAUGUUUCAGAUUUCAGGUCUAUGUUUGCAUUUGUGAAGUUGAUUAAGCUCAUAAUUGACUAAGCACCUUCUGUCUCUACAUUAAACAUUUAUUCAAUUAA
This is a messenger RNA of Lacerta agilis (Sand lizard), 843 nucleotides long. RefSeq names its product cilia and flagella associated protein 77 (gene CFAP77). Lineage: Eukaryota; Metazoa; Chordata; Lepidosauria; Squamata; Lacertidae. Bases 117 to 662 code for a protein of 181 amino acids. The transcript has 5 exons. The record is from RefSeq and is a predicted model, not a curated record.